Molecule: messenger RNA, 1147 nt
Organism: Eupeodes corollae
Lineage: Eukaryota; Metazoa; Arthropoda; Insecta; Diptera; Syrphidae
Gene: Arl1
Product: ADP-ribosylation factor-like protein 1
Exons: 4
Coding region: 164-706 (180 amino acids)
Biological process (GO): intracellular protein transport; vesicle-mediated transport
Cellular component (GO): Golgi apparatus; cytoplasm
Molecular function (GO): GTPase activity; GTP binding
Source: RefSeq, a predicted model, not a curated record
UAUUGCGAUUGCCGUCAAAUUUUUUUUGGAAUAGUAAUGGACAGAAAUAUUUCGGCAUAUUUACAACCGAACACUUAAGAAAAAAUCAAAUUUAAAAUAUUUUACAGCCCCUAAUUCUUGUUCGAAUUUAUAUUAAUAUUGCAUUUAUAAAUAGUUCAUCAUAAUGGGUGGAGUUUUUAGUUAUUUUCGGGGUCUCCUCGGAUCGAGGGAAAUGCGAAUUCUUAUUCUGGGAUUGGAUGGUGCCGGAAAAACAACAAUUUUGUAUCGUUUACAAGUUGGUGAGGUGGUGACAACAAUUCCAACGAUAGGCUUUAAUGUCGAACAAGUCACUUAUAAAAAUCUAAAAUUCCAAGUUUGGGAUUUAGGUGGACAAACUAGUAUUAGACCUUAUUGGCGGUGUUACUAUAGCAACACAGAUGCUAUUAUUUACGUUGUCGAUUCAGCCGAUCGAGAUCGAAUCGGUAUAUCCAAAGAUGAAUUACUUUACAUGUUGAGGGAAGAAGAACUCGCUGGUGCGAUACUCGUUGUUCUAGCAAAUAAACAAGAUAUGGAAGGAUGUAUGACCGUUGCUGAAGUACAUCAUGCUUUAGGUCUUGAACAUUUGAAAAAUCGAACGUUUCAAAUAUUUAAAACAUCAGCGACCAAAGGUGAAGGCUUAGACCAAGCAAUGGAUUGGUUAUCAAAUACAUUACAAAGCCGAAAAUAACCUAGCUAAGUUUUAAAAAUUAAAUCAGUUCAAAAUAAACAAACAACAACAAAAAAAAAACAAUUUCCAAAUAAUAAUAAAAAAAAUAACAAGUAAUUUACCCAAAAAAAUAUAAUAAUAAAUAAAAAUGAUACAAAAUAAAUAAGACCGAACUUAAAAAGAAAAACAAAACAAAAAAGAAGAGAAUAUCACAUUAUUCCAAAACCAAAACGUUUGUAAAUUAUAAUUUGUAUAUUGUCGUGAUGUUUCUGUUUCUCUAAAUGGAAAUCUUUUUCUCUCCUCUUUUUCUAUUUAAAAAUAUGUUUAAAUUCAAUUAAAAAAAAACCCACAAGUUUUGAAAAGUUUAGAAAAAAAGGUCAACAGCAAACACACAAUUUCAUACAAAACCAACAACAAAAAGAAAACAUCAUUGUUUUUGUAAUAAUGUAAUAAAAAGUUUAG